Molecule: messenger RNA, 1769 nt
Organism: Hippocampus zosterae (dwarf seahorse)
Lineage: Eukaryota; Metazoa; Chordata; Actinopteri; Syngnathiformes; Syngnathidae
Gene: optc
Product: opticin
Exons: 7
Coding region: 129-1142 (337 amino acids)
Molecular function (GO): protein binding
Source: RefSeq, a predicted model, not a curated record
CAAGGGUAGAACAAGGCACGUCCAAAUUCUGGGACCAGACUGGGGAAUCCUCAAGGGGUGAAGAAGAAAGUAAAGCAGUGCAAGGUGAAGAACUGAAGGUUGCAACAUCACGCACCAGGGGGAAUAAAAUGGUAAUUUGCAAGUUGAAGAUGAGGAUGUCUUUGGCAUCUCUGAUGGCGUUGGUUCUCUUGGCCCUGGCCUUCCUGGGCCCUUGCCCUGGCUUGACAGCUCCCCUUGAGGCAUCAGAUGAUGAUCGUUUUGACCUGAAGAACUACGACCUGAACAGUGUAACAGACUGGGGCAAAGUGGGACCCACCAUUUAUGGUGACAAUUAUGAUUAUGAGGACUUGGACCAAGAAAUCGAAGUAGAGACCGUCGCAGCGGACAUCAACAGAUUAGGCAACCAGCCAAAAGUAAACCACCAUGCGGAAAAAGGGACUGUGCCGACUUUUACGCCUCCUCCUGUGACGUUGGACUUCAAAGGAUCCGGCCUAUUUGGACCUCACACGGGAAUGGGAAUGCCAACCUGCCUUCUGUGUGUCUGUAUUGGAGGGAAUGUGUACUGUGAUGACACAGGCCUGAAUCAGAUACCACCCCUGCCCAAGGACACCAGGCAUUUUUACGGACGCUUCAACAGCAUCCGACACAUCAAGAACACUGACUUCGUAAACCUCAGUAAGAUUCAAUCUAUUGACCUCACUGGAAACCAGAUUUCGGAAAUGGAUGAAGAUGUAUUUGCCUCGCAACAGCAGCUCCAUGACUUAUUGCUCGCUGAGAACAACCUACAGGCCUUGCCGGAACUACCAGUUACUUUGAAGUACAUCGAUCUACGAAACAACAGAUUGAUCAGCCGAGGGAUCUCUUCAGAGUCCUUCAAGGAUAUGAGUCAUCUGGAAUUCCUCUACCUAUCUAAUAAUAACCUGGAUUAUAUUCCAACACCACUGCCAUUGAGUCUCAAAGUAUUGCACCUGCAGGGGAACAACAUCCAGUCGCUGCAUGAAGACACCUUCUGCGACAGCCACGAUCGUUUCUUCAUCCGGCGUAACCUGGAGGAUAUUCGGCUGGAUGGCAAUCCUUUGAACAUCAAUCUGUUUCCUCAGGCCUACGUCUGUCUGCCCCGUCUGCCUGUCGGGAAUCAUUAAUAGUCACUGUGGAAGAAGAAAUAUAUAUAUAUAUAUAUAUAUAUAUAUAUAUAUAUAUAUAUAUAUAUAUAUAUAUAUAUAUAUACCGGUAUAUAUAUAUAUAUGUGUGUGUGUGUGUGUGUGUGUGUGUGUGUGUGUGUGUGUGUGUGUCCUAAACAGAAAUAUUAUCAUACAACUGUAUGGUUUUAGAUAUUUUAUAUAGGAACUUCCUAUUGCAGCUGCCAUGUGAGUGAAGUCCCCAGGCAUGACUGAAAAGUCGUUUCGAACACGACUGUUUAUUAUCCCUUGGUAGAAGCAACCCAUUUCACAAUUCAGUCUUUUGUUGAUGGUAUACAAAUUCUAACUAACAGAACCUUAACACACACGUCAUUGAUUACGUGUCAUUGAGUUUUUCAUAAUUGUUUUUAUCUGAAUGUGUGAGUCUUAAUGCAUACGCCAGUCGAUGAAUACAUAAAUGUACUUGUUUGUUUCAAAUCAUAAAAGUAGACUGAGCCAGACGUACAGACCGAGUUCAAGAUUAGCUGUGACUAUUCCAAAUAUUCUACGAGUUGAAAGUGGCAGCACCAUAUCUUUAACACCAUUUGAUAAGUUGAUUGUUUGAAAUGAAUAAAGGGGUCGAACAUUCAA